AUCAAAGGCCUCGUCUAUGGUCGCCGCACCUGGUCGUACCCACAGACAUUCAAAUUCCACUAGGAGCUUGAGCUUGCCCAGCGUUUGUCACGCCGAUGGAGCAGCAACGAGAGAUAGAGCAAUCCUCCAUCUUAAAGCAACUCUCUGAUCGGGCAUCCGGAUACAGUAUCAAUCUCAACGGUCGAAUCAAUCGCAAUUUGGGAAGGAAUCCUCUGCGCGGUGGUACCGCCAUUGUAUACCACGGUACUUUGAUUCCGAACGGUACUGAAGUGGCAAUCAAAACCUUCCAUGGCACAUUGUCAGGGAGCGAGGCUGAAUUGAAGCGUAUCUUUCGAGAGGUGCACGUAUGGUCGAAGUUGCGUCACGAGAACGUCGUUCGCAUGCUCGGGAUCUCUACAGAUUUUGAUUUCACAGUUUCGAUAGUACACGAAUGGAUGUCAUUGGGCAACGCGUACACUUAUGUGCAAACUACAGAGAAUGACUUCUCGAAGACAUCGCAAGCGGACUACAUUAUCUUCACAGUCAUGCGUUAGGUCCAGUAAUUCACGGAGACCUGAAAGGCCCGAAUGUGCUGGUGUCCACUGAUCGCCGGGCGUCACUGAGCGACUUCGGUCUUUCCACCCUAAACUUAUCUACUUUCAGCAUGACCAUCGAUACCAUCCGCGGAGGUUCGUGCCAUUGGAUGGCUCCUGAACUUCUAGAUGACUGCUCUGCGUCAAUGGCAAGUGACGUGUGGGCAUUUGGGAUGACGACUCUGGUAGCCCUCUUGGUUUGUUCCUUCA
Messenger RNA from Pisolithus orientalis, 782 nucleotides. RefSeq lists its product as uncharacterized. Gene Ontology annotation, biological process: protein phosphorylation. NCBI's taxonomy places the organism in Eukaryota, Fungi, Basidiomycota, Agaricomycetes, Boletales, Pisolithaceae. Gene Ontology annotation, molecular function: protein kinase activity; ATP binding. Bases 96 to 533 code for a protein of 145 amino acids. The record is from RefSeq and is a predicted model, not a curated record. The transcript is spliced from 4 exons.